Molecule: messenger RNA, 9210 nt
Organism: Entelurus aequoreus (snake pipefish)
Lineage: Eukaryota; Metazoa; Chordata; Actinopteri; Syngnathiformes; Syngnathidae
Gene: hivep2a
Product: HIVEP zinc finger 2a
Exons: 17
Coding region: 683-7624 (2313 amino acids)
Biological process (GO): regulation of transcription by RNA polymerase II
Cellular component (GO): nucleus
Molecular function (GO): RNA polymerase II cis-regulatory region sequence-specific DNA binding; DNA-binding transcription factor activity, RNA polymerase II-specific
Source: RefSeq, a predicted model, not a curated record
UGUGUGUGUGUGUGUGUGUGUGUGUGUGCGUGUAAGCGUGUGUGUCUUCGGAUCUUACCCUGACACACACACACUCUCGCAUUCGCUGUGCGGCUGACUGCAGCGGAGGAGCUCCGGCACCAGAAAUCCGGUCGGAGAGGAUUCCUUCCAUUUUUACACGCAACUUUUUCCUCCACCUCGCUCGCUCCUCUUUCGUGGACCCCCAGCCGCCGUCCUCUGGAAUCGGACCGGCGAACCGAGAAGCGUCAAGCUCGCCUGGAACCGGACCUCCUAAAAUCGAGGCGGCUUGUUGUCAUUCGGCGGACGGCAGUGGUAACAACCAGUUUGUGGGUUUCCUGGUCUGGACCAGAGGACCACCAUCAGGGUGGCCCCCCGAGCGUCGUAGUCUCCGUCGGGACUCAUGCCGAACUGAGCAUGUGCAGACCAACAGGUGCCAGUAAGCAUUGAAGCCACAAAAGAUCUACAAGCACAUCAAACAAAUCAACCUUCAAAUGAAAUAAAGUAAAAAAAAAAGACAACAUGGGAAAAGGAAACAUCUGACCUUUUCUAUCUCCAAGCAGAGUCUUUCAGCAAUGGCAGGCGUCAGAUGUUUGGUUAGCAUGGCUGGUAGAUUUAGGACUUGGUAAACCUCUAGGAGUCGUCCUCCCAUCUCCCGUCUGCUGCCCCUUCACGCUUCUCCCCAAUGGAAGCUCGCAAGUCGGCUGCUGAUGAGCAGAAAUGCCCAAGAAAGGACAUGGUCACAGAGAAGACCCCUCUGCAAAGAAAAUGGGCAUCUGAGCCUUCUGCGACUGCCAAACAAAGCACUUUUGCUGAUCCUGGGGCACAACACUGCGAGAGUUUGCCGUGCGGCGCCAACACAGUAUCAGCUCCCCAACACAAGUACUCAAUCACAGGGAAUUCUGGGACAGUGCAAUCUGGACCCUCUGCCAUUAGUGCAGUCGGAGGCCAACUAUCUCAAGAUCGCCAAGGGUCCUUUGCACAGGGCUUUCCAGGGGGCUACUCCUACCAGCUGGGCCAGCCUUACCCUCAACAUCCCCAGACUGAGCGCUUUCUCUCGGGAGCCAAACCUCAACCAGGACUAGAGCCACACGCUUGGCCCUUUGUGGGUCAGCUGCCUUCAGAUGAUAUGUACCCCAUAGGACACCCAGGACACACUCAAUCUCAUGGAGCUGGGGCAAGGGCAGAGAGGUUCCCCCGGCAAAAAUCUCCCAGUUUACCUAGCUCUUUCAGAACAUACUUACAGUCAGGAUCGGCGCCAGGAGAAGAGGUCUACGGAAAAAAAGAGCUGAAGGCCAAAAAACCCGGAAAGUAUAUUUGUUACUACUGUGGCCGUGCCUGCGCCAAACCUAGCGUCCUGAAGAAGCACAUCCGCUCCCACACGGGCGAAAGGCCGUACCCUUGUGUUCCCUGUGGCUUUUCUUUCAAAACCAAGAGCAACCUUUACAAACACCGCAAGUCCCACGCUCACGCCAUCAAAGCCGGACUUGUUCCCUUUUCAGACCUUGUCAUGUCCCGCAGCAGGGAUAUGGAUCAGGCAUCGCCAGUGGGUGAGCCGGAGGUCCACUCUGAUGGAGAACAGAGCACCGACACAGACGAAGAAGUUGUGGAAGGGUCCACCAUGCUGAUGGACAAAGACGGAUCCACCACACAGAUCUGCUUUGAAGUUGACAAGACUACAGGUGGUGCAGAGCCAGCCUAUGCAGACUCAGCUGAAGAUCAGUUUGUGGGCUCCAUUAAAGUGCCUAUCCUUAUUGUUCCCAAGUCUGGAGGCGUCCCGUCCACAGGGAUGGAGUGCCUGCCUUUCCAGGACAUUAAAGGUUCCCAUGCCAUGAUGACGUCUCUGGCUGGGAGAAGAGGACGUUCACUGGACGAUUCCCACUCAGUCAAGCCAAGUUUGGCCCUUAGACUGCAUGACAAAAAAGGCCAGGAUUCUGACUCUGCUGCCUCCCAGUCAUUGAACCUCCUCAGUCCUCACAGCAAAGGCAGCACAGACUCAGGCUACUUUUCACGAUCUGAGAGUGCUGAGCAACAGAUCAGCCCUCCAAAUACAAACGUUAAAACAUAUGAGGAGAUUAUGUUUGGGCGGACCUGGUAUUACCGCCCCAACUCCAGAUCAAGGGAGUCUAUCAAUGUGACAAUGGCUGGGGCAGACGUUAGAAGCCUGGCUAGCCUCAAACAACCAGGUGUAGUUCUGGACUUGGGAAAGAUCUCUGAGGAUCAUAUCUGUUUGAGGGGGGACAUCGGGAUGUCUGGAGAUUCUAAACAUUAUCCUACUGGCCCGAGUCAGAGCAGUACAGGACUUCUAGAGCCUCCAUCAGAUUCCGGGCACCUAAUCAGGAGCAACUCCAUGCCGACAUCAUCUCCUCCAAACCUCAGCCUUCCUCCAGGAAUACGAGGCAGCCAUUCCUUUGAUGAGAUGAUGACAUCGGAUGAUGUGUUUUACCCACCUGGACUGCGUCGACUCCGAAGACAGGCUGCAAUUGAACUUUCAGCCCACGAAGCACACAUAGGAGAUGCUGAGGGCUGUGGACACAUGCCCAAGAACUUCACUUCAUCCCUCGCUAAAAAGAUCAAUGAGCGCAGUCCUGCAGUCCCAGAACAUUAUGCCUAUACUGCGUAUGGCACUAAAGUAAGCAUGUCUGAUAUAGCCACCAGAAAGAGGAGGAAAGAGACGAGUGUUGGGGAUGAAGAAGACAGUCCUGGUCACUGUGACAGUAGUUGCAGUGGCUCAGUCGAGAUAUCCGGAGACUACAGCAGUUUUGACGGCUCCAGAGCCACCCCAACAGGGAAGGGCUCUCUUCACAGUGCUCAUAGCCAGUCAGACAGCUUUGAUACCUGUGCUAGCAUGUGCUCAGAGGACAUAGCUUUAUUCACUGACGCUGAAUGCAGGAAGGCAGCUGGAAACGUCAUAUCAGUCAUCCAGCACACCAACUCUGUCAGUCGGCCAAAUUCCUUUGAGAAGUCAGAGUCCUUCGAGCAGUCAGGAUAUCAUCCCUCAGCCCCAUCUAGCCAGUAUUCUGAACAGUCUGACUCUGACAUUUUUGAAGAUGCUUUGAGUCCAGAGUCGGCCCUGCUGAGGACAGAGAGCAUGGAUCAGCAGCCGCAGAGUGACAGUGACUUGGCUUCCUUCUCGUCUUCAUCAGCAGCAGCUUCACCCAGGCAGCCUUAUCACAUCCCGCACAAACUUGUCCGUCAACCCAACAUCCAAGUUCCCGAGAUCAGGGUGACGGACGAGAAAGAUGCAGAAGCUUCGAUGGCCAGGGAUCAGCAGAAGCAUCAGCCCCACGUAGAAGAAUUCCAGCUGCCACAAAGGAGCGACACUCUGGCACAAAUGCCUUCAGAAAAGCUGCCGCCAAAGAAGAAGAGAUUGCGUCUUGCUGACAUAGACCACUCGUCUGGGGAAUCCAGCUUUGAGUCCACUUGUACCAGCCUGUCUCGCAGUCCAAGUCAGGAGAGCAAUUUGUCCCACUCCUCUUCCUUCUCUAUAUCUUUUGACAGGGACGAAGGUCUCAAGUCGGUGUCACCCACCAAACAGACCCAGGAGGACUGUGCCUCGGUGGGGGGAGGUAAACCAUCUGAGUUCCUGACAGUGCCCGGCAGUGGUCAUUCCAUCCAACAACAACAGAGGGAGAUGCGCAGGUCCUCGUCGGAACAGACGCCAUACUCUCUUCCUUCGGACUUGCCAGAAAUGCGCAGCAAGUCCUUCGAUUAUGGAAGCUUGUCACCCUCCAGACAGGGAGAGCUCUACACCAGUGGCUCCGGCUUAAAGGAACGCCGCCGUGGCUAUCUUGUCCGACAGGCUUCACUGAGCGUAUAUCCAGAGGCAGUCACCCAGGAACAGGCAGUAUCUGAGCUGUCAAUAAAACAGGAGAGCGUUGAGCAAAGGGUGUGGCCUUCCCUGAUAGGGCCAGCACAUAGCAUCAGCGACGCAGCUGGUAGAACCAAGAGAGUUGGCAACUCUGUUGGUGGAGUUCAUCAGCAGCAUGUCCUCCAACAGAGCAUCAGUGAAGACAGUCUGCAAGACGAGCCUCACUAUCCCAGCUCCCAGCAACAUCACCACCUGGUUCAGGGAUCCUCAUCUGAAGGAGAACAUCCAGUCCAUGCGAUCAUUAAUAAGGAAGUCAUCCAACAGAAGUUUAUCUCUUGCCAGCAGUCUGCUGUGUUCCAUAAUAAGGAGGCCAGUCAGACAUCAAGACAGCAGCUAACUCUGCAAGCAUCCAACAUCCAAUCGCCGAGCGGCCUGCCUGGACACGGAACACUUCACAAACCUACCCAAGAUCAGCUGCCCCAUGAUAGACAAUCAGAACCUUCUUCCUUAUUCCAUCAGCAAGACCUGGUCUCUUAUUCAUUCAAAUACUCCCUCCCCAACUCCAACACCACCUCUAUGCCGCUACAGCAGAUCCAACCCAUCUUUGCCACCCAGAACCCAGCCCCCAACGCCUCUCUGCCUGGUCUGGUUGUUCCUGUGCGGAUACAAACCGACGUGCCAUCCUUUGGUAGUGUUAUGUAUACCAGUGUUAGCCAGCUUAUAGUGCACAGUCAGAUGCCAGGCUUAGUUGGACAGAGCAGCAUCAGUGACAUGUCCCUUCAAGGUGGUGCUGUGACUGUCAGCCAAUCACCUGAAAGGCUCGGACGAGGUCCAUGCAGAGCAGGUUUCCACCUAUCACACUUCCUGGGUCAGACAGAUGGAAUUGUGCUGCGCUCUCCACAAUGGAGGUUUCCGGAUUCUGGUCCAAACACAGGAAUUCCUCUGUCGCAAACAUCAGGUACCAUAUCCACCACGGACCCCUCAGGGUGCAGCAUGGGAGGCAGCAAGAGGAUGCUUUCUCGUGCCAGCUCUUUGGAGAUCUUCUUUGUGACCAAGCAGCAGAAAAGGGUAAAGGAAGAGAGGAUGUUUGGGCAGAUGGUGAAGGAGAUGAGCGCCGUCGAGCUGAGUGGAACCAACGGCAGCAACAAGCCAGAGAAGAGUGAAGAUGACUGUGAGAGGAUGUCUUCUUCUCCUCCGCUGGGCAAUUUCCCAGCUUCCAACACAAUUGCCAUUCCGGUCCGUUCUUCUGCACCCCACCAGCCUGACAUGCCCUGCCCAGAGAGUUUUACCCCUCCUCUCCAGAUUGUCACUGACUUUUCUCCUGCUUCAUGCGAUCAAGACUCUCCUGAAGAGCUUGAUGUGGACGAGUCUAACAUCAGCCCCCAAUCCAUGAUCUCCUCCAAUGGAGAAGAUGCUGACACCUGCAAGCAGCCCACAGCCAGUGAAGUCCCAACAAGCAGCCAAAGGCCAGAAACAUCUAGAGGGGCGGGCCAGGCAUUGCUGCUUACUGACAUGGCCAAUGUCCAGCAGUUUUUUCAGUUUCCAAGUCUGCGCACCAUCAGCCGGGUUAGCUGGUGCUUCCUGAACUACACCAAGCCCAACAGCAGGGAAGCUGCCUUGGGAAGUUCCAGCUACAGCUCAUGGUGUGUGAGCUCCUAUAACCCGAACCCUCUCAACUUGAGCACCAAGGCUGCACUGGCCAUGCUGAGGUCCAAACAGAGGACGAAUACCCACCACCUGUACACCACGGCCGCCAUGGCACCGCCCAGCUCAGGGAAGCUUGUGUCCUCUGUUGCAUGGAAGCUGCGGUUUGAUCAGCUGAAGCCAGAACUGAUGCCAGUUGAUGUCAGAAAUUUUGGAAGGAAGAUGAAGGGCUUGGCCUCAUGGGAGCGGUCCAAGGAGGAGCAUGUGGACAAGGACGUCUCCAUCAAGCCAACCUCCACCGAACCAACACGCAUCAAGAUCUUCGAAGGCGGGUACAAGUCCAACGAGGACUACAUUUACGUGCGUGGGCGGGGUCGGGGGAAAUACAUCUGCGAGGAAUGUGGCAUCCGCUGCAAGAAGCCCAGCAUGCUGAAGAAGCACAUAAGAACGCACACCGACGUGCGGCCCUACAUAUGCAAGUUCUGCAAUUUUGCCUUCAAGACCAAAGGAAACCUGACCAAGCACAUGAAAUCCAAAGCUCAUCUGAAGAAGUGUCUGGAGUUAGGCAUGUCCAUGUCCUCUAUGGAGGAGGUGGAGGCAGAGGACGCAGAUGCGGGCGAGGAAGGUCGGAGCUCGUCGGACAAGAUGGCAGUGCACCAGUUCUCCGAUGCAGACGACUCUGAGGGCGGCGAGGACGACGGGGAUGACGAUGAAGACGAUGAGGACGACGAUUAUGACGGUGACACCACCCCCAAGACGUGCUCGCGCUCCACCAGCCCGCAGCCUUACGCCCUGCCCUCCUUGUCAAUCUCAGUCAUGGCCGACUCCGACCUGUCGCUGCCCCUCCCUCAGCAUUCCAACCUCCUGGUCCACAAGCCACCGCUGUUCGGCUACUUUACCACCGUGCCGAGCAUCCGCAUCACAUCACAGGCUCCGCCCAGCGAGCUAGCUGACAGUGGGUGGAUUCAAGAGGAGCACCGGCGAGGGAUGCUGGGGAGCGGGCCUUCCUCCUCCAUGGAUGAAGAGGGGGAUGCCUCACCAUCCUCUCGUCUGUCCUCGCCCGGGCUGGAUUACUCCAGGUGCCCAUCACCCAUCUCGCCCGCCUCUUCUCCCUCGCCUCGCCAGUACCUGUCACCACAUCGCGACCUCGAACCACGGACAGGACGCCUGUCUCCUCGGCAAGACGUCUCCCCUCUGCGUCAUGUCUCCCCCAAGAGAGACAUGGGGAGAUAUAGACGUGAGCUAUCCCCCAGGAGAGGACAUCUGUCACUUCUCUCACCUCUCCCUCGCCCCACCUCCCCUGGCAGUAGGGCCUACAAGCGCGAGCUGUCUCCGCGAGGACGCCACAAGGGGAUAAUGGGGUCGCAUUCUCCUCGACGGGGUUUGCACCAGCACCUCCACCACCAAAGCCAGCAUAGUGCAGCACGAAGCUUGAAGUCAGCUCAACUCGCCGGGUUGCUGUGUCAGACGGAACUCGGCCCUCAAGGACGCCACCAGGCUACAGACAUAGACAGAGAGUCAAGUCCAGGUUCACAAGAGGGUGGUAACCAGUCCAGUCCACCCCAUCAAGUCUUGUUCAGUCACCUUCCUCUCCAUUCUCAACUACAGGUGCGUUCACCGUUCCCACUGAUUCCCAUCGGAGGUAUCCAGAUGGUCCACACCAUGCCAACGUCCGUCAGCACUCCUCAGGGCCAGCAGGGGCAGCAGCAGGCCACAUCCUGCUUCCCGCUCCAUGAGGAAAGAACGACAGAAGAGCUCCAAAGCAGCAAGGCCUCUUGCCCUCCUUUCACCUCCUCUGCUGAGGGAGGAGGACCAGGAGGUGUGAAGUCAUCUGGGGCACCUUCUCCCGCCUUGCAGGGGUUAUGGGUUAUGGGUAGAGAGCAGGAAGCAAGCGUCCACACGUGCACUAAAGCCAUCGCCUCGCUUCGCAUCGACCCUGAGGAGCACACUGAGAGGCUGAGAGGCAGCGAGGAGGACCGCCCCUCAUCGUCCUCGUCCGCCACCUCGGGACAACAUCAGUACUUGCCACCCACCUCAGCGUCCCCGCUCUCUCCUCUGGUUCAGCACUUUAGCUGCCUCGGGCCUCCGCACGCCUCAGGUACCGCCUCCCCGCUUUGCCCCUCCCCUGGUCCAGCGUCAGAAAGCACAGCGAGAAGCAAAGACGUGUCGUAGACGUGCAACACAAAGCAAACACAACUUUUGCACAAGUUAACACACAGUGUUUUAUUUAAAGACUUUGAAGAGAUUGUGUGUGUGCAGUCAAAAAGGGUACUUUAAAAACAACAUUAAUAAUAAGUAUGUAAAUGUGUGCCUUUUGCUUUGUGCUUAUAUUCUUAUAAGCCAUCAACUAGCCCUGCUCCUUCCCUCUUUUUCUCAACAAGCGAUGUGAAGUGAAGAAUAUAAAUAUUACGUACGGUUGCACUAAAUCAUAUUUUUUUAUGAGGGACAUUGAAAAACUAAUUAUACAACAAACAAAUAAUACUAUUUAUUAUUGUUACCAUGUUUCAUAAACUGUACAUUUCUUAAAUGUCGUGGAUGCCUUUUUCUAUUUAGAAGCAUGUUUUUUGCUAUUAGGUCGAUGAUAUGUACACACAAUAUUGCUUCAUAUUUCGUCAAUGUACACGUAAUAUAUCAACAUGAUCCAUACAUUACAGUACUUUCACUUUUCUUCUUGCUUUUCAAGAUUAUUUUAUUCAGCAUUAAAUGGUCAGCAUGCCUUCAAUCAUUGUAGUUAACCCCGCCCCUCCCUGUUAUAUACACCCUAUAAGCACCGUCCCACCCAGCACCUUCCGCCAUUGAGGGGUCACUAACCUUACUCAUUACUCUUCAUCAAAACAUUCCACAUCAUCACCCAGCGACAUAGCAUGGCUGUCGCCGAGAUACACAUCCAUCCACACUCCUCUUUAAAAAAAUACUUUGACUCUUGAAACUUCUAGCAUUUGUCAAAUUACUUUCUUCUUACGUGAACAAUUACAUGUUCAUAUUUUCACAUUUCUCACUUAGAUAUUACGUGAACAACUACACGUUCAUAUUUUCACAUUUCUCUCUGGAAUACAAGAAAAAAAAUGACAUGUGGACCUAUGGUGUACAUACAUAAAUAAAUGGGAAUACACGAUACAUACAUUAUUUAUACAUAAAUACAUACAAUUAAUACAUAUAUUAAUACAUCCAUAAUAUGACUGGCUUGUUUUGUAGUAGCCAGUCUUUGAAUGUUGCUAAUAUUCAGUUGUAUGAAUAUUUGAAAUGUCACAUGAUGAUUGAAGAGUGGACAUUGUUGUCCUCGCCUGCUGAGCAUUCCCCUUGUAGCUAAACAAUAUUUAGUCGCCAGCAGGGGGCGUACUUGUCUCAACACAAUCAAGAGCAGGAAGAGGAAGGAGUCAUGUGACGUAUUGUGGGCGGAGCCGGGCAGGCUGCAAUGUGACUUAUUUGUACUAGUGUGUAUUACGUGUGUGUUCCGCUUGUAUAUCAACUUUCUUGUUUUUCUUAUGAGUCUAGCGCCUUCUGGUGUGUGACGUCAAAGCACAAGUCAACGUAGUAAAUAUUAGCAUUAGCAUUGUACAGCUAUGACCAGGAGCAAAGUGUGGUGAUGUGGAGGUAAACAAUAACACACAACUACCAUGUAUGAUGACCCGAAGAGGAAUGACAGUGCAAACGUGGAUUGUUGUUUUCAAAUAAAUAUAAACAAUGAAAAUCUGUUUGUGCCACCGGACUUUGACGUUUAACCCAUCAUCAUGCUGUGUAUUUUAUUUGUCUUGCCA